Molecule: messenger RNA, 2488 nt
Organism: Cottoperca gobio
Lineage: Eukaryota; Metazoa; Chordata; Actinopteri; Perciformes; Bovichtidae
Product: MAGUK p55 subfamily member 3-like
Exons: 20
Coding region: 339-2153 (604 amino acids)
Molecular function (GO): protein binding
Source: RefSeq, a predicted model, not a curated record
GCAAGCUGAGUGACAGAGGGGGAAGGGGCGGCUCAUUGAGCGAAAGACUGGAUGGAGCAGAGAAAUAAAACCAGUCAGCUAAAGACGGAGUAAACAGAGAGAAAUACAAGGAGAAAGAAAGAAGAAGCAGAAAACACGCUCGUGUUAUAUACAGAGGCGGUAUCUGGUUUAAAGACGCACGCGGAGGCUGAGAGGAGCCUUAACAAGCUGUGAUUUUUCACCUUGGCCGUACACGAGGGACAGAAGGAGCCAGUGAGGAGAGUUCACCGGCUUUAGUUUCCCCUCCCUCCCUGUUCUCCCUCUCCGCACCCUCCUGCCUCCUCUGAAGGAUUAAAGCCAUGCCCAUCGUGUCUGCAAACACAGGGCUGCAUGAGACUCUGGCCCUGCUCACCUCUCAGCUUCACCCUGAUGCCAACCAGAAAGAAGACCUGGUCUUCCUCAAAGAUGUCUUCAGUGAGAAGAGCCUCAGUUACCUCAUGAAGAUUCAUGACAAACUGAAGCAGUAUGAGAAACAGAGCCCGGCUCCAGUUCUACACAGCGCCACCUGUCUGGCAGAGGAUCUGGCAGAAGAGCUUCAGAACGGGCCGCUGGAGGACGACGAGAGAGAAUUGAUUCUCCUGCUGAGCACUCCUCACCUCAAGGCGGUGCUGUCAGCCCACGACACAGUGGCCCAAAAGAACUUUGACCCGGUGCUGCCGCCACUGCCGGAGGACCUGGACGACGAAUUAGAGGAAGAGUCGGUCAAGAUCGUCCGCCUGGUGAAGAACAAAGAGCCGCUGGGAGCGACCAUCCGGAGAGACGAGGUGACAGGAGCUGUAAUCGUGGCCAGAAUCAUGAGGGGAGGGGCAGCGGACCGCAGUGGUCUGGUGCACAUCGGGGACGAGCUUCGAGAGGUCAAUGGAAACAUGAUCACCCACAAAAGGCCAGAUGAAAUCAGUCAGAUUCUGUCCCAGUCACAAGGCUCCAUCACACUGAAAAUCAUCCCAGCUGUUGUAGAAGAAGACAAACUGAAGGAGAGCAGGGUCUACCUUCGGGCUUUGUUUGACUACACGCCCUACGAGGACAAGGCCACGCCGUGCCAAGAGGCGGGACUUCCUUUUAAGAGGGGGGACAUUCUUCAGGUUGUCAGCCAGGAGGACGCCACCUGGUGGCAGGCCAAGAGGAUGGGUGACUGUAACCUGCGCGCUGCUCUCAUCCCCUCGGCACAGUUCCAGGAGAGGCGCCUGAGGUACAGGAUGAAAAUAGGCUCUUUUCCUGCCCCCAUGUCGCCCAAAGCUACUACAUAUGAUCGAGCUGAGAGAGAAGACUGUGACAGUGAAGGUACUCUGAAUGGGAAGGACAUAGUUUCUCCCAAGAGUAAGGCAGCGCCUGCCUUCUGUGGCCAUACUCUCUCAUGGGAUUUUUACUCAGCUGGCCUGCGCAGAAGUUUUCGUCUAAGGAAAGAUCGCCAGGGUUCACCAGGAGAACCUCAAACUCCCGACGCCAAUCACAAAGAGUUCCUGAUUUAUGAAGAAGUAACACAAUACCUUCCCCGCCCUGGUGAUAGGCCUCGUCUUAUAGUACUGAUAGGUUCCCUGGGAGCUCGGAUCACUGAGCUCAAACAGAAGGUGAUCGCUGAAAAUCCUCGAUGUUAUGGUCUGGCUGUGCCUCACACCACUCGAGCCAGGAAGUGUAAUGAGAGAGAAGGAGUGGAGUACCACUUCAUCACCAAAGCAGCUUUCGAGGCUGACAUUCAGAAUGGCAAAUUUAUUGAAUACGGGGACUAUAAAGAUAAUCUGUACGGCACCAGUUUGGAGUCCAUUCACAGAGUUUUGAAUCAAAACAAGGUCUGUCUGGUGGAUGUGCAACCAGAGGCACUGAAGACUCUUCGAACUUCAGAGUUCAAACCAUACGUCGUCUAUGUAAAGCCUCGUAUCCAUGGCAGUCUACGGAAACCUCUCGGCUCCUGUUCCUCACUCAGCUCAGGGAUCACGGAGUACGACCUACAGGAAAUGAAACAGUCAGCUGAGCGCAUGGACGAGUGCUACGGCCCUUGGGUGGACUACGUCUUGGUGAAGGAGGACCCGGUCGGUGCCUUAGCAGAGCUGCAGGUCGUACUGGAGAGGGUGCAGAUGGAGCGUCAGUGGGUGCCUGUGUCCUGGGUGAGGAGCUAGCCUGCUCAACUGAGACUGUUUCAAGUUGGAGCGUGUGGAGGACAGAUUAAACUGCGGGCAGCCUCCUGAGAUUCUCACUGCUCGAGUUAUCCAGUGUUACGGCCAUAACCAUUCCACAUGUACAGUUGGCUGAGACACGUCCGUAGCUGCCAUUUCAUCGGUCUGAUCAUCAAGCACGUGUUCUUGUUUUAGAUUCUUCAGUGUAAAAUGGCAGUAGAACAGCUCUGUAGACGAGCCGUAGUCAAAGAUCGGCACUCUGUUCUGUAGGUAAGACGUCUACUGUAAUAGCAGCUAUAAUGUGAAGUGUAAUAUCGAGCAUUUACAAAGGAUACAAU